Molecule: messenger RNA, 4059 nt
Organism: Pseudogymnoascus verrucosus
Lineage: Eukaryota; Fungi; Ascomycota; Leotiomycetes; Thelebolales; Thelebolaceae
Exons: 5
Coding region: 63-3710 (1215 amino acids)
Biological process (GO): phosphorelay signal transduction system; phosphorylation
Molecular function (GO): phosphorelay sensor kinase activity
Source: RefSeq, a predicted model, not a curated record
CGCACUAAAGUAUUCCCGGCUCCGAUGUAUAUCCGCUUGAUCUCAUCACUGUCGACGACUCGAUGAUUUCGCAGCACGCAGACCCCAAAAACACACCCGAAAACACCCCGGGUCCUCACUGUAUGAUUAUCUCUCCCUCGCGAUCAAGCAGUUUCGUGGAGUCGUGGCCGAGUGCCGCGCACGCUGUUAUGUCCGAGAGUCAGAGGGCGCAGGAGCUCAGGAAGUUCUAUGCGCCGUUUGAUGAUGGCUCCACGCCUGGCAGCGCCCAGGGUAUCAACCAGUCCAUCCUCGAUGACGGGGCGCUGGGUGCAUAUGCCGAGCUGAUCUUGUGGCGACUCCGUGGCACUCGGGCUAUGGUCUCGCUCAUAGACAACACCACUGAGUACUUCGUCGCUGGAGUUACCCGCCUUGACAGCUCUUCGAACGAGAUUACCACUAGCAAUGACUGGUUUGGCUGCUGCACUAUCGAGACUCCUGGAGGUCUCUGCGAGAAUGUCAUGGCAAUGGACGGGACUAAAGGGGAAUAUCCGUGCUUUGAAGUAUCAGGUCUUCAUACGCACCCGCGCUAUGAACACCAGCCCGUUGUCAAUGGGGCAAUUGCCUCCUACAAGUACUACGCGGGGACCCCUAUUACCACGGCUCACGGGGUCAAUAUAGGGUCCUUGUUCGUGUUUGACAACGAGUCACGGCCAAAUGGUCUUACUGUGCGAGAAAGGAAAUGCUUGUUUGAGACGGCGGGAAAUGUAAUGAAGCACCUUCAAAGUAAGAGGGAGGCAGCAGAGAGGCGCCGCGUCGCCUUGAUGAGCACGGGCGUGGCCAAAUUUUUGGAGCGGACGACGUGGCUUGGAGAUGCAGAUACGGACUCGAAUCCGGAGUUUCCGUUGUCCUCGAAUAGCUUUGGGGAAAGUGAAGCUCAGCGCUCGAGCAUGGAAUCGACAAACAUCACCAGUCAGACAUCAACCUCCGGCGAUACCGACAUAGACGGAUGGCCUAAAAAAAAGGGGGCUUCGGAAAUUGUGCUGGAUAAAAUAAAAAAGGCGUUGGAUCAUGCAGCCUAUGUACUCCGAGAGUCUCUCGAAUUGACUGCCGGCGGGGUUGUUUUCCUCGACACGGCUAUCGGGCCCAGCGAACCCAAGUCUAGCACAGACUAUUUUGAUCCUAUUCAGCCUGACCUCGACAGCGUAACAUCUGGGAUUGGGGGCGUUGAGCUUGAGAAUGAUUUGACCCCCGAGAACGACUUGACGAUGACGGGAAUUGACCCGAAGUCUACGAUACCCUCUGGCCAGGUCCGAGGGUUCUACGACGAGUAUCGGCCAGUUCGAGUGCCAGCGUUGUCCUGCUCCAAACAUGCGUAUCGGAGAUCGAGAGCACUAGAUGGGAAGACACUCCAGGAUUUCAUUGAUAUGUAUCCAAAGGGAAACAUAUGGUAUAUAGACGAGAAGGGAUAUUUUUCCUCUCUCGACCAAGACGACACCAUUGUUAGCCCCCAAAGAACCACCCCGAUGGAGGGGAAGAGGUCGAUUUAUAAUAUAGGCGCCGAUUCUACGAGGCAAGCGGCCGAGGCUGCCAUCUUAUCAAAAGUUUUUCAGGGCGCUCGUCAAAUCAUUUUCUUGCCGUUGUGGGACGCAAGCGGAAAUCGCUGGCAUUCCGGGUGUUUUGUCUGGAGCAAUAAUUCUUUUCCUGUCUUCACUGUCGAUUCUGAGUUGGCAUAUAUAUCUGCUCUGUCGAACUCUGUAAUGGUUGAGAUUAGUCGCUUAGACUCCAUCAUGGCCAACAACGUCAAGUCAGACUUCAUCAGCAGCAUAUCUCACGAGUUCCGCAGCCCUCUUCACGGUAUCCUUGCCAGUGCGGAAUUCUUGCACGACUCCGACCUUGAUCAAACACAGGAUCAGUUAGUGGCAUCGAUACGCACAUGCGGGUCCGCGCUGCUGGAUACGAUCAAUCAUGUCUUGGACUAUAGUAAGAUCAACUCAUUCCAGAAGAAGGACUCGUCCGGUUCAUUCUCAAAUGAGUUGGAUCUUUCGGCCAAUGUUGCCCUCCUCUGUGAGCGUGUCGUGGAUGGAUUGAUCGCUACUCGCGGCUACACUGGCGUUGGCAAUGAGGAUACUACAGCGGACCCCGAUUCCCCACACGAUGCACCAUAUGCUCACCCAGUCGAAAUCAUUCUCGACUUCGAGGACAGAGACUGGAUGUUUAAGAUCAUCCCUGGAGCUCUACGCCGUAUAAUCAUGAACACUGUCAGCAACGCCAUGAAAUUUACCAACACUGGAUUCAUCCUCAUUCAGCUUCGCGUCAAACAAACCGACGGACGACAAUCCGACCCGACGUCGAGGAUAGGACAGAAGAUCCUCGCCCUUAACGUUAUUGACUCUGGCCGUGGGAUGUCAAAGCAAUACAUGGAGCGCAAGCUGUACACACCCUUUGCACAGGAAGACCCCUUCAUCCCGGGAGUCGGUCUGGGCCUGUCCAUCACGCGCAACAUCAUCGCCCAGCUCGGCGGCAAGAUAAACAUCCGGUCCGAGCUCGGCAAAGGCACAGAUGUCGAAGUCUUGCUCCCCCUCGCCCUCGCCGAUACCGAGAUCACCUCAACUGAGAUGAGCUCUACGCACGCGCACCGCCACGAUGCACCAGACCGUGAAGCUGCCGCGGCAGUCGAGGCUGUGCGUGCCCUCGCGCCAGGCAAAUCCGUCGCGAUCUGGCGCGCGCCCGCUCAUACAGCCGGCACCCGCGACGACUCGCUCGCUUGGAAGACGGUAGCAGGGUACUGCAAGUCCUGGUUCGGGUUCACGCUGAUGGCAGAUCCCAAUGCCGCCACCCUCGCCAAGGCAGACUUCGUCAUCAGAGAGUGUUCUCCCUUCGGCCCGGAUGACGCCCCCCUCCCACCCUGUACAUCCCGCGUCCUCAACCUGCAGGAGCGCAUCGACCGUCCAUCAACACGACGCACGCACAUGGAUUCUCCCCUUUCGGAGACGCUGUCCCUUCCCACCGGCCCAUUCAAGCUCGCUGUCGCCAUUCUCUCUCUCUUCCACGACCCCGCCCGCCGCGCCGCCCUCGAGGACGAAGCCGCCAAUCCACACCCCGUCCGCUUUCCCAGCGACGAAACGGUGACGCAGCAUUCACUCGGCUGGUCCGCCGGGCCACCGACCCCCACUCCCGAAAACCGGCAAGAGGAAGCUCUGGUGCCAGCGCCCACUACGAACGGCACAUCGGCAUGUCACCCACGGACACUAUUGAGCACGCCGCCGCUCACCCUCGCGUCGCUAUCGCUACCCGUACCGACGCGCCCCCUCCGCAUCCUAGCCGUCGACGACAACGCGCUCAACCUGCUCCUGCUAACGCGCUAUCUAUCCAAGCGACCCAGCGACAUCGUCAUCACCGCGCGCGACGGUCUCGAAGCCGUGACGGCCGUGCGUGCCGCCGUGGACCCCUUCGACGUCGUCUUCAUGGAUAUCAGCAUGCCGGGCAUGGAUGGCUUCGCGGCGACGCGCGCGAUCCGCGUGAUGGAGGCGGAGCGUGCGGAGCAUGGGGGGAAUAGGGCGCGUAUCGUAGCGCUGACGGGGUUGGCGAGUAAGAGGGAUAGGGAUGAGGCGGAGAGGUGCGGGUUUGAUGAUUUUUUGACGAAGCCGGUGAGUUUCCGGUUGAUUGGAAGGCUGUUGGAGGGUCUGAGUCGGGGGGAUGGGAGGGUGGGGUUAGAGGAGGAGGAUGGAUGAGGGGACGUACUUGUAUGGUGCCGUCGGUGUGUUUGGGUUGAGCAAGUAGAGGAAGAAAAGCAUGGGUGAGCAGAGGAGAGGUACACUGUGUGGUACUAUCAGUCUGCAAGGGUGAGGACGCGCGCGCGAUAUUUUUCUUAUUUUGGUUUACGAAUUGGAAUGGGCGACGAAGGAAGGAAUGCUUUGGGAAUUUGGAAUUUGGAAUUGGAUGAUAAAGGCUGGCAUAUAAUACCCCAAGCACAUCUCAGGUAAAGCGAUAUAUAUCUAUCUACACUAGUAUACUACUAUAUGGUAGUAAUACCUCUGCAUCUAUGCAAAAACAAUUUAGGAAUUUAAUGUCUAGACCACG